ACAUAGAACCAAGAAAUUAUAUCCUUCGUCAAUCAGUUGAAGAUUGGACAUGGAUAAAUAUUCAAUUAUCCGUUGCAACAUAUUUGGCUGGAGUUUUUCGUACAAUUCCACGAAUUACUGUCAUUCAACCAACAACAGAAUCUGAUAAGAUCCAAAGCUCUUUAUGGAUCCCUUCUCUAGGAAUUAUAAGAUACAUUUAUUGGUCAUUUUUCGUAAUCCUUAUAGUCGUGUGUCAAGGUUCAUCUAUAAUUUCUGGUUAUUUUCGUAUGCGCUCAGAUAAGCAUUUAUCUGAUAUAUUCCUUACUAUUCGCCUUCUGGGCUAUUCAUUUGGUUGUACUUCUAUGUUGAUCGGAUAUACAAUAUAUGGUCGAACACUGGUAAAGUUAACAAAACGAAGCUUUGAAUUGAUUGAUGAAACUCAGAGAAAUAAUGAAAGAAUUAAGUGGCAGUUACGAAAGAUGCAAAUGUUCAAUCAAGCGGCAUAUUUCAGCUUCGUAUUUUGGUCUGGUGCAACAUUUUUUAUAGCAAUUUGGCAUGAUUUGGUCUGGUCUACUUUAGUACUUUCAGAAAUUCAAAUUAUAAUGGCAUGCCCAGUAACCGUUGCUUCUUACAUUGUUGGGAUGAUUGUGAUUGCAGUGAG
Messenger RNA from Dentiscutata erythropus, 640 nucleotides. Lineage: Eukaryota; Fungi; Glomeromycota; Glomeromycetes; Diversisporales; Gigasporaceae. The record is from the annotation of a GenBank genome assembly.